Atta colombica is the source of this 2523-nucleotide messenger RNA. Its product is annotated as ankyrin repeat domain-containing protein 29. NCBI's taxonomy places the organism in Eukaryota, Metazoa, Arthropoda, Insecta, Hymenoptera, Formicidae. The record is from RefSeq and is a predicted model, not a curated record. The coding region runs from base 278 to 1189 and encodes 303 amino acids. The transcript has 8 exons. Gene Ontology annotation, molecular function: protein binding.
CGUGCUAUAUGUUUAUGCGCGAUUCGUCGACCGACGACUCGAUGAUGACGCUCACCGGCCGUCGCGCGCGUACAGGCGGAACAUCCUGGCGAGAGCGGUGCUUCAAAACGAGCCACGUUUAGUGGCUCGUGUUCAGUAGCGAAGCGCGCUUCGCGCUGGAUGGAUCGACGGUGAUUGUAUGUUGCAUGAACGCUCGCUCGUCGGCGACGGGACGUGCGAUGCGCUUCGGCAGGACUGAACGAAUAAUUGAUCGGGAUACGCACGGCAGAGGUUCAACAUGUCCAUGAAGAAAGAGUCGCCUUGGGACGUGGAGCUGCAUUUGGCGGCGGCACGCGGGGACGCCAAGCGUCUUCGUGUUUUAUUAGAUUCUGGACGCGUUCACGUUGAUUGCAAGGACAAGGACGGCACGACACCUUUGAUAUUAGCCGCCGCUGGUGGCCACAUGGAUGCCGUGACCGAGCUGUUGCAUCAAGGGGCGGAUCCCAAUGUCAAAAGGCUGACCGGGACAACGGCUUUAUUCUUCGCCGCCCAGGGCGGAUACAUGGACAUCGCGGGUUUGCUUUUGGAGCAUGGCGCGAUCGUGGAUUCAUGCAGCAUAGACGGCGGCACGCCACUCUUCGUCGCAUGUCAGUAUGGUCAUCUGGAUGUUGUGGAGGGCUUAAUAGAGAGAGGCGCCAGUCCGAAUGCUCAUAUGAAGGAUGGUGCCACAGCGUUGUUUAUUGCUGCCCAAAACGGCCAUGUUCGUAUUCUGGAAGUCCUCCUGGAGCACGGGGCGAAGACGGACGCGGUAAGAACGGACGGCGCUACACCACUGUGGAUCGCAUCGCAAAUGGGACACGAUCAUGUCGUCAGAAGGCUGUUGAGAGCCGACGCGAAGGUCGACGCCACGAGACACGACGGCGCAACCCCGCUUUUCAAAGCUGCCCACAAAGGUCACACCGCUGUCAUCGGCGAAUUGCUCAAGUACCGUCCUUCACUCGGCAUACUCCCGAACGGCGAAAGUGCAUUACAUGCAGCAGCCUUGACGGGACAUAUGACAGUUGCGAGGCAGCUCGUAGGAGCGGGGGCUGAUCCUUUACUCGUAAAUCAGGAAGGCAUCACGCCACUUCAACUGGCUGUCCGACACUCGCAGACGCAAGUCGCCAAUUACCUGAGGGAUAAAGUGAGAGUGCGAACUGCAUCCUGUUAGCGAUACUUCCUUUAUCUUGAUAUUACCAUAUCGAGAAUCUCGAGAUAUUAUUCGAUGAGCUCGGCUCAAUGAUCGCAGUAUUUUUAAGCAGGAUAUAAAGCAUAAAUGAUGAAAAAGAGUAGCCUGUUUUUAAAAUCGAUAGUUUUAUUAUGAUAAAAGAAUGUUAUAUGUGAAGUUUUUUUCAUUAUUUUAUUAUAUAUUAUUAUAUAAAGAAUGUUAUGUAUUUUUUUUAAGAAUGCGAAGCAUAAUGUAUAUCUUCUUAGUACUGAUGAAGAAACCCUUACCGACACUGAAAAUAAAAUAAAGCUAUUCUUUUUCAUGUGUUACUCUGUACUACAUAAGUGAUAUUAAUAAUCACAAUAAGCACGCGAAAGAUGUGACAAUGAAGAGAAAUUUAAAUUCAUGCAGUAAUGACAGCGGAUACAUUAACCAGAGUAAGUUGAUUACAUUAAUAAAGAUUGUAAGCAGGAAUCCGUCUUUAUGGAAGUGAUUAGGAUCUGUUUGUUUGCAUCGUUCUUUUUUACUCCAAAGCCUUUCCUUUAAAGUACUGAAAAUAAUAAAAACGCACGAUUGAAAUAAACAGAUCCAUUAUUAUGUAGUGUACGUAAUCAUGAUACUAUUUUGUUGUAAAUUUCGAUAAAAAUAUUUUAAUACAGUUUUCUAUUGUCAGACAUAUAAAAUGACGUUAGAAUGUUGUGAACGUCAAAAAAUAAUCUACUUCAUUCUGUUAUAUUCCACAGUAUAACAUAUACAGCGAAUUCGAUUGGAUUGCACUUAGUACACUGAUGCACAUUAAAGCCGUCGUACACAAAUUAACAUAAAGAUAUACGUUUAUUAUAAACGUGGAAAUUGGUUAAAUCAUGAAAUAUUUAAUACAUUUUAUCGUGCUGUUAGAUAAAGUAUGCAUCUUAUAAUUCAAAAUAUGUACAUUUUAGUUUUUUUUUACGCUCAGAUUAAAUCAGUGUACGGCUUUAAUAUGCACUAGUAUGUCCAAUCGAAAAUUCCCUAAUAGAUUUUAUAAACUUCAUCUCAGCAGUAAUUUCAUGCGAUGAAAAUGCAAUGAAAAUUUCAUGUACAUAUAUAUCAGCAGUCUGUUUACAAAAUAAUUAUAUUGAUUAUUAUAUAAUUAAUGAAAAGAACAUCAAUUAAUUUGUUGAAAUUAAUGAGUUUAUAAGACUGACUGAUUUGCCUUGAGAUAAAUAUUUUCUUAUUGUAGGUACAGAUAUAAAUUCCAGAUCUUUUAUCUAUUCUAUUGUGUAAGGGAUGUGCAAGGCGGUAAAGUCAUUUGUUAGAAAUUAAAAUAUUUUAUUAUAUACAUAAAAUAGAAUAUUGAC